CGUUAUUUCCUUAAUCACUUCCGUAUUUAGUUUUGAUUCUAAACUGUAAAAAAAACCCUGUAAACAACAACAAAAAAGAACACUGAAAAAAUCACCCCUAGUUUGAAAAACGCGUGCGCCAUAUUGAAUAAUAACAUUAUAAAGCUCAAAUUUAAUUCGGCAACCCACCAAUUCUCUUUUUACUUUUAUAAUAAUUCGGGCGACGAGGAAAUGCCUUCCAAAACACGGCACACCAAAGAGUCCCCGGACAACAGAACACGGAGGAGGCCAAAAUCAACCUCGGCUGAGGAGAAUGAAGAUGAGGCUGAGGACCUGUCACAGAGCAGCGGCGAGCUGGAGAGCAGCGCAUCAGAGUCAGUUGGAAGCCGGCGAUCCGUGUCCGCCAGCUCUGACAAUGAUGAAGAAGAGGGCGGGGAUGAGGAAGGCGCGGGUGGAUCUGUGACCAAUGAGGACGAGGAAGACGUGGUUGGUUCUGUGACCGACGAGGAUGAUGACGAGAGUGGCAGCGAGAAUAUUGACAAUGAUCAGGUCGAUGCAGACGCUGACACAGACGCGGACACAGACUUGGUCGAGGACACCGGCAGCAUUACCAAUCAAGUGGUGCUGGAGUCGGGAGAAGAAGAGUGCGACGAGGAGUUUGUGCAGGCAGAAGUAUCGGAGAGCGAAACAGAAAAGCUGGCCGAAGCGGAGCUCCUCGAGCAGCUACACAUGCCCUCGGGCAGCGACUCCGAGGGCUCUGCGAUCGACAGGUGGAGGUGCACGCCGCAGAACCGGCUGCGGCGCAGCCUGCGGGGCAGCGACAUGCCUCGCAGCGAGGACAGGCGGGCGACAGGAAUUCAGACGACACCGCGCCGACAGCCACUGCGCAGCGCGAAGCAAAGGCGGGUCGGAGGUGUCUUUGACACGCACGGCGACCAGCAAGGGUACGUGUCCAGUCCCACGGCAUCAGCAGCCUCCCGCCGCAGAGCCCACUUGAACAGGGCGCAGCAGCUCUCCGUCGACGCCUCGCCGAUUCCGGCUGCCAGCGGCAACAGCAGCGACGAGGGCCUCAGGAUACGCACCGCCCAGACCCCAAAGCCAAAGGCGAAGCCCCCAGGCCGCCGGAAGAUCGCCCCCUCGCUGGUGUCGCUCGACGUUGCCAAGCCCGAGUCCGACUCGCUUUACGUUUCACCAGCCUUAUUGUCUGCGUCCUCGCCGUCGCCGGUGAUCGACAAGCCGCGCGAGGAGCGCAGCUACCGAGAGUUCUUCCCGGAGCUCAAUGUGCACAUGCCGCUGGCCAUAAAGAUGAAGCGAGCCACGCCGUCGCCUGUCGUCAGCGCACACGCGGACUUUAACUUCUCUACAGAGCCCAGCUCUGCUACUCCGGGUGCGCCGGCCGCAUCGCACGGCGUGGGGGCUGGUUUCCAGGCUCUGGCAUCGCCGCUGGACUCUUCGGGAAACCUGCCCGGCGGCGGCGACGGCGACCCGCAUUCGCUGUCGGUACCGACAGACCUGUCGUUGAUGGGAGCCUGCGACAAUGGCGAAAAGACCCCGAUGUCAGGCUCGGAGCGGCCCCUGCAGUCGCGCACAUCUAGCAGCCUGUCCAUCAGGCUGUUUUUCAACGACCCCGAUGCCCAGCCGAGACAGCCCUUGUCGGCGCCCUCGCUCGCCACCAAUUUCCCGUUCACUCGGCCGCCCCUCUUGCGCCCGACGGGCAUGGGGAAGUCGACGCUGUCGUACUCGGGCACGCCGCAGUCAUCGGUCGUCGUGCUGGCGCCCAAAAAGCCCGUGCUCACGCUGCCAGAGACCAGGUUCAAGCGGCUCGAGGGCAAGGAUACGCCCGAGGCGCGCUACAAGGCGAUCGAGUUCAAGCGGCCCGAGAGCCACUACAUCCACAACACCGAGCUGACGGAGAAAGACCUGGCCGAGCGUGUCGAGUACGACCUUGAAGACGUCGACCGCGAGUGGCUGCAGCGGCUCAACGCUGAUCGCUGCGAGCAAGGCAUUUCGGAAGUGCCGGCCAACCUCCUCGAGGCCAUCAUCGACCACAUCGAGAAAGAGUGGUUUGACCUGGUCAAGGACGUGCAGAAAGCCAUAUCGGCCAUCCAGCAGGAGAGCCUGCCGGCAGAAGAGUCGGCGUGCGCGAUCUGCGGCGAGGAGGAGUGCGACAACACCAAUGCCAUUGUCUUCUGCGACGGGUGCAACCUGGCGGUACACCAGGACUGCUACGGCGUGCCGUACAUCCCCGAGGGCCAAUGGCUGUGCCGCAAGUGCAUGCUUUCUCCGGACAAGGACGUCUCCUGCGUGCUGUGUCCGCAGCGCGGCGGCGCGUUCAAGAAGACAACAACGAACAAGUGGGCGCAUCUGCUGUGCGCGCUGUGGAUCCCCGAGGUCGGCAUUUCCAACACCGUCUACAUGGAGCCCAUCGACAGCGUCGACCAGAUCCCGCGGUCGCGCUGGAAGCUCUACUGCCACCUGUGCAACCGCAAGGUCGGUGCCUGCAUCCAGUGCUCGCACCGCCAGUGCUUCUCGGCCUUCCACCCGACGUGCGCGCGCCGCGCCCACCUGGCGAUGGCCGUCAAACCGGACCGCCGCACGGGUGAGACCAUCUUUAGGGCCUUCUGCGAGCGCCACACGCCAGCCGGCCACGCGCAAGCGAUUGAUGUGGAGGCGCCGCUCAAGUUCCUGGGCCCGCGGCGCAAGAGCUACGCCGCGUCGCUGUCGCAGAUUUCGAUGCACCUGGGAGCCAUUCUGCCCGGCGGCACCAACGGCAGCCGGCCAUUCGCUGCCGACCCUUUUGCCAACGGCUCCGGGAGCGGUGCCAAGCAGUGGCCGCCCAGUGCAGUCAGCCUGCUGGCGUCCGGGUCCGGCGAGGUGGCGGAGCUGGUGGCGCAGGCGCUGGGCUCGGCGGCCGACGCAAGCCAGGCAAAAUCUGGCGAUGACGCGUCGCUGCAGCUGACCAUGCGCAUCUUCAACCCGGACCGGCCGGCGCUUAACGAGUUUGUGUUCCAGCGCGUGCUCCACCGGCUGCCGAGCCGCAUCGGCAUGCACCAGAGGUCGGCGAUUGUUUUGCAGGUUGCGAGGUUCUGGGCGCUCAAGCGGUCGCUCCGCCAUGGCGCGCCCCUGCUCAAGCGCCUGCAUCUCGAGCCCUGGACGGCCUCGGUGACGCAGCAGAGGGCGCUGGAGAUGGCUGAGGAGCAGCGCCAGGCGUUUAUGCGCCGGCUGCGCACAGACCUCGAGCGCGUCCGGCUGCUGGUCGAGAGCGUGCGCCGCAGGGAGCGCGAGAAGCUCAAGCGCGCGCGCCUGAUCAACGAGUAUGUCCAGAGGGUGGUCGAUCCGCUGACCAUGGUUAUCCUGCCGAUAAUCGAGGAGCUCUUGGAGAAGCGCGACCCCCGUGGGGUGCUCAGCCACCCGGUGACCGAGGACCAGGCACCCGAUUACUUUGAUCUGAUCACCGAGCCCAUGGACCUGAGCAUGAUCAAGGCCAAGGUGUUGGCCUUUACGUACAGCUCUAUCGACGAGUUUGAUCAUGACCUGGAGCUUGUUGUGCGUAACUGCAUGAAGUACAACAAGCCCAACACGUACUACUACCAGCUGGCCUCUCGCAUCAAGCGGCAUAUCGAUCGGCUGAUUGCCGGCGCUCGCACGGUGCUGAGCAAAAUACCCAUGGAUCCGGCCACCGGCCGGGUGAUGCUGGACUUUGAUUUCGACAUUUUCUCGUACAACACCAGUGAACCGGCAGUGCCUCGGAUGCUCUUGGGCGGCUCAUCUGCGGCUGUGCUGCCCGUGGAGGGCGAGCAGGCCGAUCCCGAUGCUGCCCAGGCCAGUGACAGCGACGGUGACGAACCUGAUGAUGCCGCUGCUGCUGUGGAUGCCGCUCCUGAAGAGAAAGCAACGCCACGCAUCACCCGCUCUCGCGCCAAAAUCGCAACCCCAGCCAGCCAGGAGCGCAACAAACUCCCAGCGCUUAAACUCGGCCCACUUGAUGGCAAUUCUGGCCAACCAGCGCCCGAGGAUACCCUAAUGACCUCGUCUACCAUGGAUACUAACACACCGCAUACUGCUGCCGCCGCCAACGAUAUUGAUUAUGAAGAAGAAAAUGACAAGGAUGCUGCUGCGGAAAACAUACCAGCCGAAAUGAAUAUCAUUGACAACAGCAAAAGCAGCAACGCGGACAAAAAGCGCAAGCGCAGCAGCAGGACAAGCCAGCAGGGGGCGCCUGCAGUGUCGAAAAGACGGGCAACCACCAGCAGCCACACCAAGGCUCCGCCAAAUACCUUGCGCAGAAUGACCCUGUUCGAGCAAAUGUCCGUGCCGCCGCCGGAUGUGCGCAUCAGUUUGCGCAAAAAGUUUGCCAUCAGUCAUCCGGACGAGUCGCUCGAUGCAGCGCCGGGAAGCGAAAUCCCGGACAACAUCAAUGUGCUCAGGAGCCGACUGCGCCGUACCAGCAGUGCUGUUGUAAAAACACCUGUGGAAAGCCCAGUGGACGACUCGCCGCGGUCUAGCGAAGAACCAUUAUCGCCAGCAGACAAUGAUAUGGUGGAUGCACCGGUUUUGGCUCAGGCUACGCCUAGAAAGCGAAAGCGCUCGUCGGCCAAGGACAAGGACCCUGCCAAGGUAGCAGCAGCAACGACGACGCCGGGAAAACUAAGGACCGGCGUGAUUCCGACCGCCGCGGCGCUGGGUGAAGACCCGACGGAGUACCCGGUUGGCACGGUUGUGUGGGCCAAGAUGGCGUCCUACCCUUGGUUUCCCGCCGAAAUAUGUGCGCCCGACGACGCUCGUGCACCAAACCAGGCGCAUGAUGGGGAUAGAGACGACAAAUGCAAAAAUGUACUUGUGUUCUUUUUUAACUCUAAUCCGGCCAACCGGUCGUGGAAAUGGGUGUCUGCGAAGCAAAUUUGCAAGCUCGGUGUCGAUAGGACGCUGGACGGGACGUUUUUUAAGGCGAAGAAAUCAAAAUCUGCGAGCAUGACAAAGAGCAUGCGGAUGGCUUACUUUGAGGCGUGCAAGUUUCGUGGCAUUGAACCUUUGGCGCCGUAGCGCACAAAAAAAUCAAAUAUUUUUUGU
Kickxella alabastrina is the source of this 5049-nucleotide messenger RNA. RefSeq lists its product as uncharacterized. Gene Ontology annotation, biological process: regulation of transcription by RNA polymerase II. Bases 211 to 5022 code for a protein of 1603 amino acids. The transcript is spliced from 2 exons. Lineage: Eukaryota; Fungi; Kickxellomycota; Kickxellomycetes; Kickxellales; Kickxellaceae. The record is from RefSeq and is a predicted model, not a curated record. Gene Ontology annotation, cellular component: MOZ/MORF histone acetyltransferase complex. Gene Ontology annotation, molecular function: protein binding.